AUGGAUUGGGAUUUAUGGAGUCCUUCUUCUGACUUAGUUUCAUAUGAUGGUGAUUACUCCGAGAUUCUCAAGUGGCACUGUGAUUACUUUGGCCGUGGCUGUGCUCGUGAUGAGAUUGAAGAAGAUGCCUUGAAUGCGGAAUCCUGUGUUCAGGUUUUGAGAAUUUUGAUCACUAAAGCGGAUACUGAAAUUGAUGAGCUGGAAAAGGAUCUCUUGUGCCUUCAGAAUGAAUUGUCCUGGACUGAGAAUGAACAGUGGCCUGAAAUAUGCUGUAGUGCGUUGACCGAAAGAAUUAACCAGCUCGAUGUUGCGGUUACUGCUCUGAAGAGUGAUCAUGUUGAUGAUACAGAGGUGCAGCUACUGUUGCAUAGUAAACCUGCUGAGACACUUCAUGAAAUAUUGAAGGUUCUACAUAAAGAUCACUGCCAAGAUGCACAUGUCCAGCAGAGUCUAGAUGAGAACAUCCUGAGUCCAAUUGUGAAUGUUACUGAACAUGCACCGGACAAUGAUUCUAACAAUAGCGAUGCAAAUGUUAUCAUAAGGGAGGGAGGAGAAGACGACUUUGAAAGCUCGGAAAACUCUAGCAACUCAGAGCUUCUUUCGGAGCUUCAUGAAAAGAGACCAGAUGAUCCUGAAAAGGGCAAGGAAUUGCUUGCAAUAUCUCUUGUGAGAAGUCCUGAUUUGGGGGUUGUUAGCUGUGUACCUUACCAUUCUGAAAGGAUGAUAUCAUCUGAUACAUUAGAUGAUAAAGUUACUGGAGAUGAUGAUGUCGGGCAAAGCCAACUCAUUACUACAGAUACAUGUCAAAUCUUGAAUCCGUUUUUGUCCAAGGAAGAAAAUGCAACUCUCAAAGAAGAUGUCUGCUCUGAUGGCUAUAGAUUUUCCACUAUCAAAGGGAACAAACUCCUAACUACUGAGUCAGAUCAAAUCUUGGAUCCAUUCUUGUCUAAGGGAAAUGAAAAUAUUCCAAAUGAAACCAAGGAAGAAAAUAUAACUGUCAUAGAAGAUUUCUGCUCAGAUGAUCAUAAACUUGCUAUUAUCAAGGGGAGCCUCCUCAUUGCUACAGAGACAGGUCAAAUCAUGAAUCAGUUUUUGCCUAAGGGAAAUGAAAAUAUUCGAAGUGAAGCCAAGGAAGAAAAUACAACUCUCAUAGAAAAUGUCUGCUCAGAUGAGGAUAGACUUGCAAUUAUCAAAGGAAGCAUUACUGCUGAGUCAGGUCAUAUCUUGGAUCCGUUUUUGUCCAAGGAAAACCAAAAUAUUCCAAGUAAAACCAAGGAAGUAAAUAUAACUGUGAAAGAAAAUGUCUGCUCAGAUGAUCAUAGACUUCCUUUUAUCAAGGGGAGCCAACUCAUUGCUAAAAGUGCAGGUCAAACCUUGAAUCCAUUUUGGUCGAAGAGAAACAGAAGUAUUCCAAGUGAAACCAAGGAAGUUAAUACGAAUCUCCAAGGAAAUGUAUGCUCGGAUGAUUAUAAGCUUGCAAUUUUGAAGGAGAUAAAAAUGCAUUCUCAUCCCAGAUUUGGUACUAGUCUACAAGAAGAAAGUGAAAAUUUUGAUUUAGCUAAAAAGUUGUGUGAUUUUAUUCCAAAAACUGCACGAAGAGCCUGCAGGAAAGAAUCCAAGGUUGCUCCAGAUGAGGAUUUGGAAUCUAUGGAUGCACCCUUACAAGUUGUUUUUCCUCAAAAUUUGUGUCUUUCUGAUACAGAAUCAUGUGCCAUUAAAAAAAAUAUUGUCAACAAUGCCCUGCAAGCGCUAGACCUAAAGGCCAAAGUUGAUGUUAACUUCAGCAAGUCCUAUAAACGUCAGGGAAAGAAGAAACCAGAAUUUGAGGCAUGUUCUGCCAGAGAACCAUUUAACAGUCCUGCAGAAGUUAUUCCAAGUGCAUCUAAGAGUGUAUCAACCAAGAGGCAACGGAAACCGAAAACCUGUACUGCUGCUACACGAUUAUACACCAACCAAGAGGCAGCGGAAACCCAAAACCUCUACUGCUGUGAUUAUGCUUCAACCAAGAGGCAGCGGAAACCAGAAACUUGUACUGCUGGAAUUACUAAUUGGACUGGGCAGCCGAGUCAGAAUGAAACUGAUGGCAAUGCUGUUGUGCUUUAUGGCAGCAAAUUUUCUGAAUUACAAGAGAAAGGACAAGUCUCAGAGUUGUCAAUUACCUCAGAAGUACAAAAUUCAUUUGUUAACUACUUUGAUACAACAACUUUGGAUGUCUCGCCGCUUGCGCUGGUGGAUCCUCAUAAUGAGAGCUCAUCUUUGCUCCCUGUUUACUCGACAGAAACCUUGAUGAAAAAGAAAUUGGCUGAGUUGAGGCCCAUGGCAAAGCAACACAAAAUAGCAAAGAUCUCUAAGCUUAACAAAGCAGCUUUGGUUGAACAAUUAGUUAUGCGACUCAGCAGCCGCUGA
Vicia faba (fava bean) is the source of this 2406-nucleotide messenger RNA. The record is from the annotation of a GenBank genome assembly. Lineage: Eukaryota; Viridiplantae; Streptophyta; Magnoliopsida; Fabales; Fabaceae.